GUACAGCUUUUGUCUCUACAAAGCAGCAAGCAAACCCUGCAUUGUGAUCUUAUUAGUCAAGAAUAAAGAGAAGACAGCCAGCUUCAAAUCCCCUCUUCCCCUCACAUAUACCAUAGCCAGUCAGCCGUUAGCGGUGUCAGUCCUAUCCAGAUUUAUUUUUUUUUUCGUCCACUUUCCUGAAAACAGUGCCACUGGUGAAAAACUGCAGACAGUUUCUGAGUGCAGAAGCUGCUUUACAGAGCCUGUGCAGGAGCAGACAAAAGCGCAGCUCCUCUCCUCUCUUUCUUCUCCCUCUUUUGCCUUCAGCGCUCAGAAUUGUUCCGGACAAAACCUCUGCUCUCCUGGAGUUUCACUGGCACCUUCUCGUAAUGGUGAGGGAGGUAUUAAUCUCUUCUUUUUAGAUGGAGGGGUUAAAUAAAGGACUAGAGGAUUAGAGAGUCUCUGUUCGGUGGCGUUCCUAUCAAAGCAUCUACAUGGAAAAUCUAUGCUCUAAAGAUCAGUGCUUAGCAGUAGACUUCAAGAAUUUAUUUACUUGAUUUACUUGUUUAAUUGUGUAUGUGCAUAUUUUUUACUUAUUUGGUAAUCCUUGUGGGCAUACACUGUAUCUAGUGCCGGAGCCUUGUUGCGCUUGGCUCUCGACAUCGAUUUAGAAAGAAUUUAGCAGCAGAAAGCUAAAAGAGCUCUGGACUUAAGUGGACACUUGCUUUCAUCCCCGGGGGUUGAUAACUGGAGAUGUGGCCUUGGUGUUAAGACUGCUUGAAACAACAGCCUCAGCAAAAACCGGGACAGAAGUACAUCGAUAUCUCAGAUUAACAUCAGGAGGUAGGAGUGACUGCAUGAGCAUUUAAAAAUAAAUACAGCACAAGACUGAAAACAAAAGAGGUGUUUGCAUUAGAAGUUAAUUACCUAAGAAAGGUAUAGUGUCCUGCUGUGUGCUACACCCCCUUCGCUUCAGUCACGGGCACUUAUCCUAAACAGCAAGCUGUGGAUACUUGUGAUGCUCCUUUGACAUCAUUCUGGAAUAAUCCCAACAAAGGAAGCCUCUGCAGUCUUGCGAGUUGAGUCUUCUUUCGCAAAGCAGAGGAAGUUGGCGUGGUGUUCAGUGAAGCUUGUGAACGUGCGCUCGUGCGUGUUUGUGUCCUCCACAGUGAAAGACCUGAGAAAACAAUCAGACAAAAAAAGCCAUGCAAGUCUCCAUCGCUUGCACAGAUCACAACUUGAAGGCUCGGAAUGGAGAUGACAGGCACAGCAAGCAGAACGCCACCAGCCCCAAUGUGGUCAAUGCAGCCAGAGCCAAAUUUCGGACAGUGGCGAUUAUUGCACGAAGUUUGGGGUCUUUCACUCCAAGACAUCACAUCUCCCUGAAGGAGUCCACAGCGAAGCUGACAGGAAUGAAAUACAGGAACCUGGGGAAGUCAGGGCUCAGAGUGUCGUGUUUAGGUCUUGGAACCUGGGUGACUUUUGGAGGUCAGAUUUCAGAUGAGGUGGCGGAACGGCUAAUGACAAUUGCUUAUGAGAACGGAGUAAAUCUCUUCGAUACUGCAGAGGUUUAUGCUGCUGGCAAAGCUGAGAUCAUAUUGGGAAACAUCAUCAAGAAGAGGAACUGGAGGAGAUCCAGUCUUGUGAUAACAACUAAGCUAUACUGGGGAGGAAAGGCAGAAACUGAAAGAGGACUUUCCAGGAAACACAUCAUUGAAGGAUUAAAGGGCUCUCUCCAGAGACUGCAGCUGGAGUAUGUGGAUGUUGUCUUUGCAAAUCGGCCGGACAGCAAUACGCCAAUGGAGGAGAUCGUGAGGGCAAUGACGUACGUCAUCAACCAGGGGAUGUCCAUGUACUGGGGGACGUCCCGGUGGACAGCAAUGGAGAUUAUGGAAGCCUACUCCGUAGCAAGACAGUUUAAUAUGAUCCCUCCAGUGUGUGAGCAGGCAGAAUAUCACCUGUUCCAGAGAGAAAAGGUUGAAGUCCAACUUCCAGAGCUUUAUCAUAAAAUAGGUGUGGGAGCGAUGACAUGGUCUCCUCUUGCCUGUGGCAUCAUCACAGGAAAGUAUGAAAAUGGAGUUCCAGAGACGUCCCGGGCUUCCAUUAAGUCGUAUCAGUGGUUGAAAGAUAAAAUACUGAGCGAAGAUGGGAGGAGGCAGCAGGCUAAACUGAAGGAGCUCUCACACAUUGCAGAAAAGCUUGGCUGCACGUUACCUCAGCUGGCCGUGGCCUGGUGUCUGCGCAAUGAAGGUGUCAGCUCGGUCCUGCUUGGAACAUCUAAUCCUGAGCAGCUUACGGAAAACCUAGGUGCUAUACAGGUACUCCCAAAGAUGACCUCUCACAUAGUUGCAGAAAUUGAUCACAUCUUGGGGAACAAACCCUACACCAAGAAGGACUACAGGUCGUAACCACAUGACUUUAGGGACGGUGACUGGAGAGACAUGAACCUGCUUCCCGAAUAGUCCCACUGAAACGUGGUCUGUGCAUCCCCCCCUGCCUUCUUCUGCUCAGAACAGUGUAAAAAAAAAAGCUGAGCUCUUGUAAGUGCAUGUUGUUGCUGAAAUAAGUGUGCCUGAAGUAUUUUUUAAAAAGCACAUCUAUAAAAUAUCAGACAAGGAUACUUUUGUAUUUUUGUUAUUACCUUCUUAAGCUGCAUAAAGCUUCCUUCCUGCGCGUCCAGUGUACAGUAAAUGUAACCCGUGCUUGAACGAGAAGGCACCAACCACUCUCCUCUGUACGGUAACUGGAACUAAUGCUACAAAGAGUACCAUGAAAAAAGUGGAGUGAAGUCAGCUAGAAAUACACACUGUAAACCCUCUCAUGUUUAAUGGCACUAACCACAAAGCCAUGAGUUCUUUGACGUGCAAGAGAAGUACCGCCAAAACUUGAUCUUACUGGGUCCUUUUGCAUUUAUUUAAAGAAAACUGCUUUUACCUUUUGCCUGCAAACUGCAGCAUUGAUUGCAAAUGUAAUGAUGAGAAUGUAUAAGCAGCUACAUUUUAAAGCCCCUGAAGACCACAGUUUAUCAUAUUGCUUGUUAUGGGGCUUUAGACUUAAGCAUGUUAUGGAACGAGACUGCAAGCGUGUAAAAUCUGUCUACUUUCAGAUAUCUUGUAAAUAAACGGCCAGGCCUCGCAGUUUAAAUAUACAAUAUAAAUAAAAUGUAUAGAAUUGUUCUUUACAGCAGCACAAAGGCAACCAGUAGAUUUUUUUCUCAAGACUUUUGUUUGUAAAUGUCAUACUUUGGCUUUAUUUGCAACAAGCAAAUUUACCAAUUAAAAAGCACAAAAUAAAAUCCCAUCCAAAAAUAAUAUAAAUUUACAGUCCUGUUGCUGCUCAGUGUUCUUAAUUUUACUCAUUCUUGGUACAUUGUGUUUUGUUCAUUUGAAGCCCACAGUACAGAGUGCCUUGAAAAAGCCUUUUCCUGGUGUUCAGUCUUUCAGGCCACCAUAGAGUUAUGUGGCAAUUUACCUGCUUUAAAAGAAAAUGUAAAUUACUCUGGAGAAAAAAAAAGAUCCAAGUCCUGUUUUUCUACAAUUUGUAAAACUAUAUGAUGGGAAGAAAACGUUAACUUCUCAGGCUCUUGAAAUGUGUUCUCUUUCAACCACUCAUGUGUUCCGUUACAAAACGACCAACUGUACAUAUCUCAGCUUCAAUAAAUAAAUGCACAAUGCAGAAAA
This is a messenger RNA of Lepisosteus oculatus (spotted gar), 3659 nucleotides long. NCBI's taxonomy places the organism in Eukaryota, Metazoa, Chordata, Actinopteri, Semionotiformes, Lepisosteidae. The record is from RefSeq and is a predicted model, not a curated record.